GUUGAGUUCCUUGCUACAAUCUCGGCGUCAAGCCGCCAUGGCUGAGCUGGCUGGCGUGCUGGACCCGGCCCUCUUCUCUGCUCGAUCAUCGCAGAGGACGAGGAGCACCGGUGCCGCCCCAGAGAAGCCCCUUUACAGACCAUUCGACACACUGUCGAACGAACUCAAGAUCCUCAUCUUCUCUCAUGUGCAAGAUCCUUGGGCCUUUUCUCGAACGUGCAGAUCUUUCCACGCACUCGCAGAGGAUGACUACCCACGAGCACGCUGGUUUAUCACCAGACAUGGGCCAGCUGCAGCCUUGUUGUAUGCACUCCGGCGGCCCGCACUCGUCACACCUGCCCUGUUCGAUCACAUGAUGCGCUCUGGCGCUGUGCUCAGCCGCUACCUAUGCCAAGUCUUUGUCAAGACCUAUUCAGGACAGCCACGACGAGGCACAUUGCACUGGGACGCCGCCAUACCGACGAGCUUUUUUGAUCUUGCCUUCUUUUCGCAUCUCAUCACACUUUGCCAGCAGACCUUUGGGGAGCUCUACACGCCACAAUCUGUGCUCGAAGGUCUCGGCGUUCUGGGACAGCUCGCGACUGCUCAGGACACAAGAUUGACGGAUGGCGAGCUGUUCACACUCGCAAUGGCUGCCGUCAUCCACCGCGAGCAGGCACCGGUCAAUGCCGGCCUUGCAGCAGAAGUCGAGGCGGAACUCGAGCGUCUCUGGAAUGUGAUUGAUAAUCUCUUUGAAAGGUACAAUUUUGUCCCAAUUUCUGCUGGGGACGCUAGCUGGCGUCCACUGCUCGACCAGAUGGUACGACGGCCCAAGGUGGCACGCUUCGCUAUCAACAACAAGUUCGGCUACACAGCGAGAGACUGUCAGACUGCCAUGGAGAGGCUCAUUCUCAGCUUCAAACACGCUCGUCCGGCUGCAGCAGAGACAAUCAAGACAGCCCGCGAACUAGCGGAUGUCCUCAUAUUUCAUAUCAAAGAAGAGACAGGCUUCAUUAUCACUGAGCGCCAAGUGGAGACCCUCUUCAUCUCAGGCUUCUUGCACCGUCCUGUACUGUAUGAAGCCUUGCUACUCGUCAAUGUCGAAGGCUUGCUGCCCUUCAGCCUUGAGGACAUCGCCCUCAGCUGUUUGCCGGCACUAGAAAUCGACGCGGCAAAUGCAAGCAGCUUACAAUUUCUAUGGGCUGACUUUCCGACAUUGCCGAGACGGGGUGCGGGCGAGAUCAUCGCUCGCGCGUUUGCAAGCUCCGUCACGUCUGCAGCAGAAACCCGACAUAUGAUCAGUCUUAUGCCUCGUGUGCCUACGGAGCUGCUCGGCGGCGUAGGCGGCCAUCUCGUCACGCGCGAACGCUCUAGCCUUGAACGUCUAGGCACCUACAAUGGACCGCGCCUAAUGAAGACUUUGGACGAAGUGGCAGAUAGCUUCGAUCAGCGCUCUUUCAGGCCAACGGCCGAAGCGAUCAUCAUGGCAAUCUGUUCAUCAAUGACGAUCUUGCCGGAUAGGCUGCUCGCCUACGCUGCUAUGCGCAUGCCGGAAGACGUCAUGCGGAUCGUCGAGUACUCAGUGGCGCUGCUGAUCGGCUAUCCGCACAAGGGUGCUACGCUGCGCUAUUUGCUCGAUGCGUAUGAGCACACGCGUGAGCUUGCAGCAUGGAUCGUAUCGCUAUACGAGCUUGACAUCGAUAAGCUAGAGGCUUGGCACGUCAACGAGGACGAUCGGGUUGUGCGCGUGACGCAAUUCUGUGGCAUCUUCGCUCUCUUUUGGUCCGAUCAGCGAGCGAUGAGCUACGAUACAUUCAUCGAUACGGUCGACAAGCGCCCCAAGCAACUCACUACUCGUCAACGUGUCCCGAAAGAAAGGAUUGAAGAGCUGGCGAUGUUCCGAUUCUGUCCGGGUGCAGAAGCUCACAAUUUAGAGGCUUAUGCAGCUUUGCUACAAUUCUUCGCCAAGCGUUUGCAGUCUGCCCCGAUUAGCCUGAAGCGCCUCGCUAGCGGCUACACACGACCGCCAGACUAUGCAAACAUCACCGGCGUUGCCGAUGCCAGAUAUCAGAACAUCGAUCUACCCAGCACGGCAGCGACCAUGCUGAAGACUCAGCCGAUCGACGCGCCGUGCCUACGCAUCUUGCUGCAGCAUCUGAUAUUCAAUCAUUCGACUCCGGAGAUCAUGGCAUAUCUACACGCCGGCGUGCCGCUGCCAUGGGAAAUGUUUGAGAUCGGCGCAAGGACGCGGCGGUGGUAUAGCUGGUCAUCGGCCACUCUGGAGUCUCUAGAGCCGCCGAAGCCGAUAGCUCCCAUCCGCAUGCGCAGUGCUACCGCGAAGAUGCUCAAUACAACGGCCGCUGUGGCAACGCGUCAGCAGCCUAGACGCCGCACGACUUUGACUUCAUCAAACUUCAGCGAUUUGCUAAACGUCAGCGAUACAAAUCUAUUGGCGCCUCGCUACGGUCACCUCGUGCCGGACUACGACGCAGUACCCGUACAGAGAGUGUACUUCACUUCAGCGCUCGUAUCGCGCCUCACAUCAGCAGAGAAAGUUGCCCUGCCCGUCCCGUUCGCGCCCGCAGAGACGUAUGAGCAGAUCAAGCUAAAGAUCGCAGAGCUCAUCCAAUUUCGAGACGCGCAUCGCCAUUUACACGACUCGCCGCGGCUCGGACCGGACGGUGUCCAGCUCCUGAGAGACGAGACCAGCGAACGAAUUCUCUACUAUGAAAGAGUGCUCCGCACGGCAGCACAAAGUCGCUUCCGACGUCGCUGGAUAACCCUCGUCCAGGACCUGCACACUGCCCAUAGCGCUGUCUAUAGAUCGCUAAGGUCAAUCGCUACAGACUUGUCGAUCGACAGUCCUCGGGCUGAACUUCACCGGCCACGCUUUCUCGACGAACUUGGCAAUCUAUUGCGUUCCUUCAAAGACCGUGAAGCAAGUCUGUUGAAGACAGCUCUCAGGACGCAUGAGAUCCCAAAUCAUGCACUGGUAGGCCCCAGAGGUCCUUAUAAGAAGAAGCCCAAAACACGCUUCAGCUUCACUCGCGAAGAGCUUGAGAGCCCUGAGUCUGAACCAGACUGUCCAGGCCCAUGCUCACCAAGGCACGAGCUGCCUUAUAGCGGCGAUGGUAGCCUAGCACAGCCGGACGAGGGCAAUGAAGCGUUCCCGGAUUGCGACCGGCUCGAUGCCACGUCGGCGUCAAGCAAGGUGACUUGA
Mixia osmundae IAM 14324 is the source of this 3199-nucleotide messenger RNA. RefSeq lists its product as uncharacterized. Bases 38 to 3199 code for a protein of 1053 amino acids. The record is from RefSeq and is a predicted model, not a curated record. The transcript is spliced from 3 exons. Lineage: Eukaryota; Fungi; Basidiomycota; Mixiomycetes; Mixiales; Mixiaceae.